This is a messenger RNA of Kwoniella shivajii, 555 nucleotides long. RefSeq lists its product as uncharacterized. The record is from RefSeq and is a predicted model, not a curated record. The coding region runs from base 1 to 555 and encodes 184 amino acids. The transcript has 2 exons. NCBI's taxonomy places the organism in Eukaryota, Fungi, Basidiomycota, Tremellomycetes, Tremellales, Cryptococcaceae.
AUGAGGGCCAUGGCACCUAUUAAUGAUAUCGUUGAAUAUUGUCCGGCUCUGGAACAUCUUCACAUAUCGGCUUACGAACCCAACCACUUUGAUCUUGCUGGUCCUUUCUGGCUGUACGCUCAUACCGAAUCUAUGACUAAUCCAACUUGGAGCUUCACAUUGCGGUAUGGUCAGCAGAUGAACGAUUUUUCAGAUAGUGGUCCUUUGUCAGAGUGGCCAAAAUCACACUUCCUGGACCAAUUCCUGGAUGCUUUCGCUCAUCUCAACAAGAUUGUUUCUUUGGACUGCACGGUAACUCUGGUCCUACCAGACGAGGUCGACAACACGGUAAAGGUAGACAGGCGUUCCACGAAGAGAGUUUACGAUAUCAAACGAGCUGAUCAAGCUAUCAAAUUCAGCAAUGGAGGCCAUCCAUCGGAUUUGAGGUAUUCAGCUAUGACAGCAGCUGCUCAGCUGUUUAUUGACCGGAUACCUUCUCUUGAACAAGGGCAUUUAUGGCAAGAUUUGUCUUCCGAUGGAACGUAUUCUUUUGAUUGCGUCCUCCGGUGGACUUAG